GUCUGCGGACACGUCACAAUCAUGAUUAGAAUUGAUGAUCGGACGUUCUGAUUUCAUUGUCUCGCAAAGGGGACUGGUGAAGAAAUCUGCUGAAUUCGAGCGUCCGUGUGAUUUUUUUUACAUCAAAGGAAAUAAAAAAAAAGUCACCAGAUCUCAACCCAGUUAAACACUUAUGGGGGAUUUUGGACCGACGUGUUAGAUCCCACUCUCCACCACCAUCGUCAAAGCACCAAAUGAGGGAAUAUCUUUUGGAAGAAUGGUGUUCAUCCCUCCAGUACAGUUCAGAGACUCGUGGAAUCUAUGAUGAGGAGCAUUGAAGAUGUUCUGGGAGCUCAUGACUCCAAAGCACCAUGUCUUCCCACUCGGUUUCAUUGCGACCACAUUACCCAGGAAAGUGCCAUGUCCACUGAGCAGCAUGAGUGCCAUUAGGAUAACACUAUCCUAGACAUUGGGGAGGGCUGCACUUUUGCAUCGGCCAGCAUGGCUGCCCCCUUCCCCUCCAGUGGCAGAAUGGAUGCAUGGCCAGAGAGGCGUGGAAUGCAGACUAUGAACCUGCGGUCAGUGUUCACAGCUGAGCAGCAGAGGAUUCUGGAACGUUACUAUGAGAACGGGAUGACCAACCAGAGCAAGGCCUGCUUCCAGCUAAUACUGCAAUGUGCUCAAGAGACCAAAUUGGACUUCAGUGUGGUCCGGACGUGGGUUGGCAACAAAAGACGCAAGUUGGCUUCUAAGGCGGACCAAAAUGGAGGCACGUCUCAUUCAUUAUCCAGUCAUGGAAUUGCAGGGGGACUUCUGUCCAAUCACACGCUGGCAGGAGGAGCUCUGUCCAAUCAUAGCCUGGCAGGAGGAGCUCUGGUAGCGGGUGCAAUGCUGACUGCUGAAAUGGCUGCAUCUCGGAAUAUCCAGAAUCGUGCCCAUCUUCUCCCUCCAACCUCAUCUUUCCCCUCAUCAUCAUCAUCCUCUUCAUCAUCCUCCUCCUCUCCUUUAGGCAGUGCAAAUAACAACAACAAUGAUGUCAUCCUGACUGGGAUCUACUCUCUGAACCCUGCCACUCGCUCCAGACCCAGACCCAUCCCUCCUCCCCCUCACUCAGACCCCGAACUUUCUGUACAGGCCCACUCGUCAGUUCUGAACCAGUCUCUACAUAGUAGGAACAACUCCAGCUCCUCACCCCUCCAAUCCAAGCUGGCCUCACUUCCUCGCAAGUCACUAUCCCUUACUUCUCCGUCAGGGCCGUUAGGCUACACAACAGCCAGGAAGGGAAGUUUCUCCCUGGCAGAGGAAGUGGUAGGUCCAAGCUCAGUAGCAGGUGUGGUACCUCAUAGCUGGGCUAGACAGUAUGGUACAGUACAAGCCCGCCCUUGGUCCUCAUCCUCCCAAUCUCAAUCCCAGCCCCAGCCCCGGCCACACUCCAAUCCCCAACCUCAACCACCUGCCCAACCAAGGGCUCAGAUCUCCUUACUUGUCCAAAACCCUGGUCCUUCCUCUGACCAGACACCUCGCAUCCAACAGAUCUUCUCCCUUUCAGAAAGAGCUGAGGGGGAGAGACUAAGACCACGACUCAAUAGGAAAGUUCAGGAGAGUCAAAGACCGAUGCCCCACUCUUUGGACACCAGUGGCUACUUCUCCAUUGCUAUGGAAACUGGUGAUGAGGAAGAUGAAUGGCAAAGGGAAGAAGAAUUGGCAAGUAUGGCUGCUCAGACCCAUACCCAUAGGGAGCAGAUGUCAACCAGCCCACUCAGGGUUGACUUAUCUGGGUUGAGAGGAGGCCACACACCACCUAUGACCAUCUCUAGACCAACACCACAACACAGUGACACAGUUCUCCAGGGCAGCUACUCAGUCACAGCACAGACCUCAUUAACAGGGGGAUACAGCUCACAGACGUCAGUCAGCAUGUCGGCUAACCCCUGGCUCCUCAGCAACUCUAGGAAGAGAACACUACAGGACCGGACCCAGUUUAGUGAUGGGGAUCUCGUCCAGCUAAAGCGCUAUUGGGAUCGAGGCAUGACCAGCCUGGGUUCUGUAUGCAGGGAGAAGAUCACUGCUGCUGCCAACCAGCUCAAUGUAGACACUGAAAUAGUCAAGACUUGGAUCAGUAAUCGGCGGAGGAAGUAUCGUCUUAUGGGCAUUGAAAUCCCUCCCCCUAAGGGAGGGCCUGCUGUAUUCACAACAUCGUCCCCAGGAAACGAUUCUCCAUUGGCUCUUAGCCCUGAUGGAGAGGGUCUUAGAACGCCAGAACUCGGAGAUGAUUUGAAUGAUGGAGGAUCUCUCUGCUUGUCUGAAGAUGGCACCAGUGACUUGUACCAGAGAGAGGGAGAAGAUGGAACUGAUUUAUCUGAUACUGCUCCCUUGGCUAAUAAUGUGAAGAUCGAGAUAAUCGAUGAGGAUGAUGACGACGGUGAAAUAGUAGCCUCGGAUAUAGAGCAAAUGCAAAGCUUGCUGGAAUUCAAGCACGAGGAAGUGCGGUUUCUUGAGAGUGAGCUAGAGAACCAAAAACAGAAAUACCAUGAGCUUGAGAGUUUCACCAAGAGCCUGCUCAAUGCUGUGAUGAACAAUGACUUGGAGAAACAGCAGGAACUCAUGGCCAGUCUACCUCAGACUGCAGACCAGGACUGGAAUGGGACUCCAGAGGGAGAAGCCGAGCCUGCUGCCAUGUCAACAGAAAUGUCAUCCAACCACGAUGAAACCUCAACAACAGCUUUGUACAAUGACGAGCCGUCAUUAACCCCAACAAAUGAAGAUUUCCCGCUGGCUACUAUUAACAGUGAUGGUUCAAAAACUGAAGUUGCUGAGCCCUCAGCAUCAGAGGAGGUGCUGGAAGAAGCUGUUAUAGAACAAGAGUAACUGCCUCACAUGCAUAGAGACACAUGCACACGAAUACAGAUAUGCCUACACUCCACAAAGAAACCAGUCAGGCAAGAGUAAGUUCUCAGUUUUAUAAUUCACAUAAACUCGGAUAAACACACAUACACUCCACACAGAGUGCCUGUGGAUUGAUGCUUAACAAUGACUGUUGGAUUGGAAAUGCCUUUUUUUACUGCAUAUCAUUUGCCUCACUCUGGUUUAGUCCCAGAGAGAACA
This is a messenger RNA of Lampris incognitus (smalleye Pacific opah), 3084 nucleotides long. It is a transcript of the gene hdx, whose product is annotated as highly divergent homeobox. Gene Ontology annotation, biological process: regulation of transcription by RNA polymerase II. The record is from RefSeq and is a predicted model, not a curated record. NCBI's taxonomy places the organism in Eukaryota, Metazoa, Chordata, Actinopteri, Lampriformes, Lampridae. Gene Ontology annotation, molecular function: RNA polymerase II cis-regulatory region sequence-specific DNA binding; DNA-binding transcription factor activity, RNA polymerase II-specific. The coding region runs from base 481 to 2847 and encodes 788 amino acids. The transcript has 12 exons.